This is a messenger RNA of Oncorhynchus masou masou (cherry salmon), 3360 nucleotides long. RefSeq names its product tumor necrosis factor ligand superfamily member 14-like. Gene Ontology annotation, cellular component: membrane. Gene Ontology annotation, molecular function: tumor necrosis factor receptor binding. Gene Ontology annotation, biological process: immune response. The transcript has 4 exons. Lineage: Eukaryota; Metazoa; Chordata; Actinopteri; Salmoniformes; Salmonidae. Bases 1429 to 2145 code for a protein of 238 amino acids. The record is from RefSeq and is a predicted model, not a curated record.
GUAAAAUUUGGUCAGUCCACUUUGGUCUUGAUUUGAACGUCAACAGAGGUUGAUUUCCAGACCGGCCUUGAUUUGUGCCAAAAAUAAUAGUCUAAAAUUGGUUCAGAUUUGGUCCGCUCUGGACCACCCCUGAUUUGGCCUAAACAUAGACAUCUAUGAUUUCUUAAGAUUUGGUCAGCUCUGGAGGGGCAUAUGUUUGGUUCAGAUUUCGUCCUGUCUGGACUAACCACAUUUUUAUCAAUGUCCAUAAAAUACGUAUUCAACCUUCACUUAGAACUGAAAAUGAACGUGACUUCAACGUCUGUAAUUAUUUCUUUUCAACUUCUUUCCAAAGUCAUUUUGCUCACUCGUUUAAUUAAAAAGAAUUUGCCAGAAUUGUCCACUCAGCAACCAUUUCCACAGUUUUCCAAGGAGUCCUGGGUUCCAUAGAAUCAAGUAAAACAUAAACAUCACAUAAAUGUUGUCUAGAUAAAAACACACAUACACAAAGGCAUACACAUCAUACCCAGUAGUAAACAUACAAAAAUGGAUGAGGUUUACUCUUUGCCACUGAUCUAAGAUCAGAUUUCUAACACCCCAGCCUGAUAGCUAAGGGGAUUGGAAAGGGUGCUGAUCCUACAUCUGAUUAUGAAUAUUAUGAAUAUAGGUUCAGUUGUAGAUUAUUUUCACUAGUGGGUAAUUGAAAAGUAAAAUAAUGGAAAAUGACUUUUAGAACACACCUUAGAGAGCAUGCUGAAACUAAAUAUGCCCCAUGCUGUGUACCUUUUAUUCACUUCCUGACAUAGUAAACCCCAAUCCAUCUCCAAGUACCAAGCAGAGACACAUUUUUCCAGUCUUUGGUAUGACUUGACCACUCUCUACCAGAUCAAAUACUCAUCAUGAGAGUGGCUGAGAGUGAGUGAGAGGAAGUGUGAACAGAGAGACAAAUUAUUGCGAAACUCGAUGUAUGCUGUAGUAGGCUAGAGUAGGAGGGUGUUUGUAGUGUAGUGGGGAGGUGAUCAUACUCAGUGCAUGGCCACUCUAUAAGAUGCUCAUUUGCAUUUGCCUCACUCUAUCUGACUGAUUGAAACUUAACACCAGAGGUAACCGUUCUCUCUCUGUCAAGAUUUAUUUUGGUUAAGACAAGUUUUGCUUUCUGUGACUGCUCUUUGGGGAGGUGGUCGUUUAUGUGAAAGAUUUCCACAUUUCUCAUAUCUAGAAGUGGAAUUUGUUUCUUCACUACUUUUUGUCUUGUCUUGUCUGCUGACAAGACAACCUGAGGAGUCAUACUGUACAACCCACACUAGUGUUUGGUCUUGCUCUGGAAAAUCUCUCUGUGUCUCUCGUUGUGUGCCGGGACCCCUGGUGCGUGGACCUCGCUCGUGUACUACUUGACUACCUCUUGGAGGAUCCUUUUUCAGUUCCUUAUAAUCUCUGAUCGGAGAGAACAUGGCUGAGGGUGGUGUCCCGUACCCCUCCGUGUUCAUGGUGGAUAGCCAUGCAGCCUACCCACCGCUGCCCCCCAAACCGAGACCUCCUGGUCGGGGUGGUGUGGCCCAAAGCCUGCUGUUCUUGCUGGUUGGUCUGGCUUUGUGUGGCUUGGCCAUAGAGGCCUGCUUCAUCUACCACCUCUACUCCAAACAGGGAUCUGCGGAGUCAGGGUCAGCUGCUAUGAGUAUCCAAGACCAUGAGGAAUUUCCGAAGGAGGUUCCCCCAACUUCAAGACCAAACCCUAUUGUGUUGCCUUCAAAACCUGUUGCACAUCUGACAGCUGGUCCUCAAACACCCCAUGGAGAUGGAGUCAUGGUAUGGAACAUGCAGGCAGGACCAAUCCUUCAUGAAAUGGAGUACAAAGAUGGGAAGCUUGUCAUCCAGAAGGAAGGCUACUACUACGUCUACUCUAAGAUCUUCUUCAGUGAGGUCGAUGUUGUGUUCACACACUCGGUCUGCAGAACUACUCCACGGUACCUUGGGAAGGACAUUGAACUGCUUAAGUCCAGGAGAUAUCACCCCAAGUUUGGGAAAAUGAUGUCCACAUCAAACAGCUACCUGGGAGGGGUGUUCCACCUCUUUGAAGAUGACUCCCUCUUUGUCAAAGUGAAAAAUGUCACUCAAGUUCGGAUGCAACAUUCCACAGAGAACGUGUUUGGUAUCUAUAUGAUAUAAUACGGGUUGAUGAUGAACAUAUUUUUUUUAGAUAGCUGGCUGAUUAUCAUUGGUUUAAGGCAUAAUAAUACUGUAGGCCAAUUUACAUGUAAUAUUGCUACGCAGGGCCUUCCCCUUUCCCGGCACACUCUCAUUUUCUUUAAACAAAUCCUUGCAUCAAGAUGCAUUUCGAUGAGUGGAAAAUGUACUGUUGAAUAAAAAGCCAUGUGCCAUACACUAGGCUACAGUUGAGCAGAGGCGUUUUUAGGAUUUCCACACAUGGAUUUUUUUUAGCAGGGUCGUAAAAUAAUCGGCCUUUGAAAAAAGGCGUGUCAUGCAGUUCUAAGUCAUUUACAUGAAAGACAUUGGUUGAAUCAUUUUAUUACCACACAACUGACUGAAAUGGCUGGCUACUCUGACACUGACCAACUGAGAUCAAUCUGGUCUUGAAUUCAAACAAACAAUAGCCCAGGCCAAUGAAGCGACACACAGAUUGUACAAUAUUCAGAGGAAAGGUUACUAAAUAAAAUGUUGAGUGGCACACUGAUUCACCUUAUGAUGAAGAUGAAGCCAUAGGCUUCUCACGGUGAGGGCUGAUGCGCUAGCUGUGGCAAUAGCCUAUCUCAAGAUGAGCUACUUUGAAAAAACAGUGCUGUUGUUAGCUAAAAAUUGGGAGUUGUUAAGAAUUUUUUUUUAUUGGUUCUAAAGACUGAUUAGUCUUCUCUUUUCACCAGUAGGCAUUUGUUUUCCAAACAGUGUGUUUUUCCCACAAUUUAAUUUUGAAAUCUACAAUCCAUAGAUCCAUAGAUGGCAGUUCCCAUUCAAGUCAGAACUGGCAUCCAUUGCUAGUGUACCCAUGAGUUUAACAGUCAAAUCCCCAGGGUAAGAGGUUACAAAACACUUCAAUGGAGUAUAUAUCUAUGGCCAAAAAGCAACAAGCUGUAGCCUAUUUGGGGCACAUGACCUUCCUGACUGUAGGCAUACCAGUAACUGCCAAAAUAAAGGAAAUACAUGAGUAACCAAGGGAUACAGUAUGUUAUGGUAUGGGGUGCGUUUUCCUGGCAUGGUUUAUAUCCACAUGUAUAAUCUCAGGAGCAUUGAAGCUGUUCUGGAAGCUCAUGGUGGCAGCACCCUUUUAAGACACUUUUUGUUGGUGUAAUUGUGGAAGACAUCUGUAUGUGCUUGUGAUAAAACUUAAUUCACAGUUUUUUUUAAAUAAACGAUUUAUCCUCUGUG